This is a messenger RNA of Centrocercus urophasianus (Greater sage-grouse), 1829 nucleotides long. It is a transcript of the gene FABP7, whose product is annotated as fatty acid binding protein 7. The coding region runs from base 46 to 480 and encodes 144 amino acids. Lineage: Eukaryota; Metazoa; Chordata; Aves; Galliformes; Phasianidae. Gene Ontology annotation, cellular component: cytosol; nucleus. The transcript has 4 exons. Gene Ontology annotation, biological process: fatty acid transport. Gene Ontology annotation, molecular function: fatty acid binding. The record is from RefSeq and is a predicted model, not a curated record.
GGUGAGGCGCCUGUGGUGUUUCCCGGCACUCCGGCAACCGCUGUCAUGGUUGAGGCGUUCUGCGCGACGUGGAAGCUGGCGGACAGCCACAAUUUUGACGAGUACAUGAAGGCGCUGGGAGUGGGGUUUGCGAUGCGGCAGGUGGGGAACGUGACUAAGCCCACGGUGAUCAUCAGCAGCGAGGGGGACAAAGUCGUGAUCAGGACUCAGAGCACUUUCAAAAACACAGAAAUCAGCUUUAAACUGGGCGAGGAAUUUGAUGAAACUACCCCCGACGACAGAAACUGCAAAUCAGUUGUGACCCUGGAUGGAGACAAGCUAGUGCAUGUACAGAAAUGGGAUGGCAAAGAGACAAACUUUGUAAGAGAAAUAAAGGAUGGCAGAAUGGUAAUGGUAUCUGUAACACAGAACCAGGGUGAAGCUAGUGGACACUUCUCAGAUCAUUACUUUUUGUUUGGCAUCUUGCUGGAAAAUUGCUGAUGGCUCUGUGGCUCCAGGCAGGCCAGUCUGUGGGUUCUCGAAGUGCAUCCCUUCUAGAGUUCAUGGAAAUGCCCAAAUGAAUAUAUAUUGCAAAUCACAAUUUUAAGACAUGCAUUUACACGUAACAUAAUUUCUUUUGAGUUGCGAAAUAUAAUAAUCAAUAAUUUAAUAUGUAGACAAUGCUUUGUUCAGAUUUCUUUAAUAGCUUAUUCCAUAUAUGCACAUGUAAAUAAUAGAGAAUUACACAGAACAAGUAUUUCUCCAGGAGAAUAAAACUUCAGUGCUACAGGAGGUAAUAGCUUUUCCUAUUUCAUACAAAAGGACUUAUUCUCCCUUUCUUGUUUAAAAAUGCUUAAAAUAGCAUUUGUACAAAAAUAAAAAAAAGUAAUUUUUGUUUUAAGUUUGUUCUCUUGCCUAAUUUUCAGGAGUAGGAGUAUGGGGUGAAUAAGUGGCGUAAGUUACUCUAAUGUCCAGGCUGGUUUUCAUGGCUAUGUUUGGUAUACAGAUGUAUCUUGCAGGGGGGGGAAAAAAAAACAAACCACACACAAAAAAAAACCAGAAAAAACUUCAACCACAGUAAUGUGUGUAAAUUGGCUGUUGUAUGAAAACAGUUUGCUUUGUUUUCUAAAUACUUCAGAGAACACUCUUGUGGAUGGAGAAUUCCAAACAACAAAAACUUCUUAUGGUCAGUGCAACACAAUGUGACAGUGAUUCAAGGAAAACUAUGUGCUUUGUUUUUUGGGAACAUCUACAUGCAUAUGCAGGAAAGCAUUUUCUUCAGAAUUUGAAUGCAGUUGGAGGCAGUAUUCCACUUAGUGAAAUACUCAAGCUUACAUUCUGCAGUCAGUGUUGUACACUACUGUAGAAACCAGAAUACUUGGUAGUUUUAGCCACAUGAGUGUAUAGGGUGCAUUUAUCUUAGUAUGAGAUUCUUCUUAAGUGUAUGCUUAUGUAGAAUAACAUAGAACAUGAAAAUAGAGAAGUUAGCUUUAAAAUUCUACGUUUUGCAAGUAGAUCAGCAUUGGCAAAAUAAGUAUUAAAUCUUUUUCAAACCAAAGCUGUGUUUGAGAAAUUGUAUUCACAAAAUUAGAAAGUCAUUUAUGUCCUUACCUUGGUUGUAUUGCAAAAGCGCAUUACGAGCUUCUUAGAUUUGAAAGCAAGGAGAAAGUUGGAUUUAUUAUGGCACCUACAACUCUGAGAUUUCUCUUGUUACUUACUUAAAAUAUCAGUAAUCUCGGCAACUUGUUUAUUAUGCUAUGUAGCUUAUAGAGGAAUCUUGUUCUUGUACAGAGUUCUUAAUGUGUUAGCCGUUACAGAAAAUGGUUGAGCAUCUAAUACUUCUCUUUUCC